Molecule: messenger RNA, 1041 nt
Organism: Chaetomium globosum CBS 148.51
Lineage: Eukaryota; Fungi; Ascomycota; Sordariomycetes; Sordariales; Chaetomiaceae
Exons: 1
Coding region: 1-1041 (346 amino acids)
Biological process (GO): fungal-type cell wall organization
Cellular component (GO): plasma membrane; cell cortex of cell tip
Source: RefSeq, a predicted model, not a curated record
AUGGCCAACUUUGGGCGAUUCGUGUGUGUGCUGGUGCCGUUCCUGCUGACGCUGGCAUCGUUGAUUGCCAUGCUGGUAGCAGGACUGUCGGGCCUCGCUGACAAGAGCCUCUACAUGUUCCGCGUCAAUGUGACGGACCUAUCGCUGUCGCCGGCCUCGGUCUCGAGAAUCCUUGAGGGUACUGGCUUCAAUGCGCCCAGUUUCGACGACAUCGACCUCCCCGACGUCGACCUCCCCGACCUCUCCAAGAUCGACAUUCCGGACAUCAACAUCGAUGUCGGCAAGCGCCAGUCGCAGACCGAAAACAUCACGGCUGCCGACCUCGGUUUGUACGACCUCUACGACGUCAACAUCUGGAACUACUGCUACACCACCCAGAAUGGCACGCGCGAGUGCACCAAGGGCAAGUUCGACUGGGCCGCCACCGCGCUCAACACGACCACGGGCGACUUCAACAGCAUGCUCACGGCCACCGGCCUGAACGUGACGCUGCCCAAGGAGAUCACCGACGCCGUGCGCGCCUUCGGCACCGUCUCCAAGUGGACCCAGGUCGUCUUCAUCAUCGCCUACGUGACUCUCGGCAUCGAGCUCUUCUUCGGCCUCUUCGCCAACUGCUCGCGCGCCUUCUCGUGCGUGACCUGGCUGAUCGCCACGCUCGCGACCCUCGCCACGGGCGCCGCCGCGGGCCUGGCCACCGCCACGGCGGUCAUCGUCGUCGGCGCCAUGAAGGCGUCCGCCGAGAUCUACGGCGUCGAGGCCGAGCUCAACACGCGCUUCUUGGCCACCGUCUGGAUCGGUGUCGCCUUCGCCAUCGCCGCCGGCCUCUUCUGGAUGUUCACCAUCUGCUGCUGCAAGCCCGACCACUCGUCCUCCCGCCGCAGCCGCGGCCGCGGCGAGGAGUCCGAGAAGUUCAUCCCCAGCGGGCCCGGCUACCAGCGCCUCAGCGAGCCCGCCGGCUACCAGGGUGGCUAUGCCAAGCCCUACGGCAACGCCCCGCAGGCGACCGGCGCCUACGAGCCUUACUCGCACGCCCGUGUGUAA